Molecule: messenger RNA, 1227 nt
Organism: Cyclocybe aegerita
Lineage: Eukaryota; Fungi; Basidiomycota; Agaricomycetes; Agaricales; Hemipholiotaceae
Source: the annotation of a GenBank genome assembly
AUGGUUGAGGUUCUGCAUGCCUCUUUCACUGACUACUUGUUCGAUAAAUCCCGAUCGCAAAAGUUCUACAUCGAACUUAGCCACCAUGCGACCUAUUUUAUGAGAAUGAGUUGCCGUGUCUCGGUCACGGACACUAUUCAAACGGUGAAAAGAAGAUUGAUCCAAGCAGAUGUACGGUCUUUUUGUCGGCAUGCAAGACCAACUGAGGAGCUCUUUGAGGAUUUAUUGUCAGGUUUCAAGUUUCUUGCAGAGGGACAUGAAAACAUACAGAAACUCGGACCAUAUAAUCUAGCCAUGGCAGCCUCUAACAGAGAUCUCAUCCGCAUUGCAGUGAGAUAUUUGGAGUACUUUAGUCUCCUCAAGAUGAGUUGUCCAAAUCUGAGCGCAAACAUCCAUGAACGCUAUCGAGAACACGUCAAGCGGUUCAUUGAGUCUCAGAUCGAACUCUAUCGGUCAGAUGAUGUCCUCAUCACCCUUCUCGUUCUUUCACUCGUGAACUUGUCCAUGAUGAGAGAACUGGUGGUGCGGACAUUGUUUUCGCCGCAGCUUGAAUUCCCCGACCACAUAGCUGUGAUCAAAGUUGAUGAUUCGACCGUUGAAUUCAUCGAAAGCACCCUCAAAGACCUCAAAGAUGGAGACUUCACCAGAACGGCAAAAGUGAUGGUAUCUUCCCUUGUUCAUGCUACCACGAAGGAUGGCUGCGGUUCCUUUGAUCACGCCUUUGCAUUGGCGUCUUUACCUUAUCUUCUGCAGAAGGCUUCCAAUGACCCCAAAUUGAUUGCUCUUCUGCAGGCAAUCGAGCUCCCCCUCCAAUCAAUCAGCUUGGAUUCGUGUGAUUAUGAUGGCACGUGUCUUAAGGCAGAGCGAUUUAGAUCCGAAUCGAUGGUCGGCGACGAAUCUCAAACCAGUGGCACCGACAUAACAGAAAAGGACGCCAAAGUUGACUCUAAAGAAACACCCGAAGCUAUUACCACCAUCACGGAAGGGGAGAACCAAGAACGUCCCCAGCGUGCAGGCGGUUUGAGCACGACUGGCCCAGAAACAACGACCGCAGGAGAGAGAGCAGGAGCGGAAAUGGCAAACGGAAGUGAUGGCGAAAAUAUGGAGAGAGCUUGUGGAGAAAUCGAGCAGCGAGAUGUAAUUCAAGUCACCGCGCCACUCAGGAAGGCUAGGUGGGCGCGGUUGUGGGCGCGAGUACAGAAGAAAUUCCGGCACUAUGUCGGGUAA